Molecule: messenger RNA, 867 nt
Organism: Propithecus coquereli (Coquerel's sifaka)
Lineage: Eukaryota; Metazoa; Chordata; Mammalia; Primates; Indriidae
Product: hemoglobin subunit epsilon
Exons: 4
Coding region: 309-752 (147 amino acids)
Biological process (GO): hydrogen peroxide catabolic process; oxygen transport
Cellular component (GO): blood microparticle; hemoglobin complex; haptoglobin-hemoglobin complex
Molecular function (GO): oxygen carrier activity; heme binding; haptoglobin binding
Source: RefSeq, a predicted model, not a curated record
GAUAUGAAGAAGUUAAGCAACUUGCCCAAGAUCACAUAGGAAGUAGAUGAGGAGAAGCCAACGAAAGAAGGGUCUCAGUAUCCAAUAUACAUUAUCACAAUGUGUACAUACUUCACUGCUGGCCCUCUCCUGACCUGGCUCCACCCCUGAUGGACAGAGCUCAUCCUUGACCAAUGACUUCUAACUAACACGUAGAGCAAGGGGCCAGAACAUCAGCAGUGGAGAAUAAAAGGCCACACAGAGAAGCAGCAGCACAUACCGGCUUCUGACACAGCUGUGAUCGCCAGCAAGCCCCCAGACUUGACACCAUGGUGCAUUUCACUGCUGAGGAGAAAUCUACCAUCCUGAGUGUGUGGGGCAAGGUGAACGUGGAAGAGGCUGGAGGCGAAGCUUUGGGCAGGCUCCUCGUUGUCUACCCCUGGACCCAGAGAUUCUUUGAUAACUUUGGAAACUUGUCCUCCCCCUCUGCCAUCAUGGGCAACCCCAAGGUCAAGGCCCAUGGCAAGAAGGUGCUGACCUCCUUUGGAGAGGCUGUCAAAAACAUGGACAACCUCAAGGGCGCCUUUGCUAAACUGAGUGAGCUACAUUGUGACAAACUGCAUGUGGAUCCUGAGAACUUCAAGCUCCUGGGAAAUGUGAUGGUGAUUAUUCUGGCUACUCAUUUUGGCAAGGAAUUCACCCCUGAUGUACAGGCUGCCUGGCAGAAGCUAGUGUCUGGAGUUGCCACUGCUCUGGCCCACAAGUACCACUGAGCCUUCUUUCUAGUUUGCCAGUGUCCCUGUGUGUCCCUGACAUCCUCCUUCUGCACAUGGAGAUGGGCUUGUUCUUGAGAGCAUAGCUUCUGUUUACUAAAGUACAUUCUAUUCA